GGUAGGUCUAACUUGGAAAGGUCAAGGGUCAGUGCGGAGUUUCUGUUGGUGAUGAUGAAGCAGACGAUCCAGAUUUUCGCUAGAGUGAAGCCCCCCGAGCGGAAGCAGCAGCAAGGGAUUUAUUCUAUAGAUGAAGAUGAGAAAUCAGCACCUAGCUUGGAAAUUCUCUUACCCCGAGAUCUGGCAGAUGGAUUUGUGAACAACAAGCGGGAAAGCUACAAGUUUAAAUUUCAAAGGAUUUUUGACCAAGAUGCAAAGCAAGACAUCAUUUUCGAAAUCAUUGCCAAACCAGUCGCGCAGAGCGUCUUGGCAGGCUACAAUGGUACCAUCUUCGCAUAUGGGCAGACAGGCAGUGGCAAGACCUUCACCAUCACAGGUGGGGCUGAGCGCUACAGCGACAGAGGCAUCAUCCCAAGGACUCUGUCAUAUAUUUUUGAGCAGUUGCAAAAGGACAGCAGCAAGAUCUACACAACACACAUUUCUUACUUGGAAAUCUACAAUGAAUGUGGCUACGACCUGCUGGAUCCGAGACACGAGGCCUCCAAACUGGAAGAUCUGCCGAAAGUGACAAUAUUGGAGGACCCUGAUCAGCACAUUCACCUGAAAAACCUGUCUCUUCACCAGGCAACAACCGAGGAGGAAGCUUUGAACUUGCUCUUCUUGGGGGAUACCAACAGGAUGAUUGCGGAGACCCCUAUGAACCAAGCUUCAACCCGAUCACACUGUAUUUUCACUGUCCACUUGACCAGCAAGGAGCCGGGAUCUGCCACUCUCCGACGUGCAAAACUCCAUUUGGUUGACCUGGCAGGGUCAGAGCGUGUUGCGAAGACUGGAGUGGGGGGCCUGCUCCUGACAGAGGCCAAGUACAUUAACCUGUCGCUGCACUACCUGGAGCAGGUCAUCAUCGCCCUUUCUGAAAAGCGCCGCACACACAUCCCUUACAGGAACUCCGUGAUGACCAGCGUUCUCAGAGACAGCCUGGGAGGGAACUGCGUGACCACUAUGAUCGCCACUCUCUCACUAGAGAAGAGGAACAUUGAUGAGUCCAUCUCUACCUGCAGAUUCGCUCAGCGAGUGGCCCUCAUCAAAAAUGAAGCCGUCCUCAAUGAAGAAAUUGACCCUAAACUGAUGAUUACCCGCUUGCAGAAGGAGAUUACUGAUCUGAAGGCGGAGCUGGCCAUGGCCACUGGAGAGUGGAGGACCGAGGCACUCACGGAAGAAGAGCUCCAUCAGCUGGAAAAACUGAUAGCAUCCUUUUUGGAAGACCAAGAUCCAGAGAGUAGACUGGAAGUUGGCGCCGAUAUGCGUAAAAUCCAUCACUGUUUUCAUCAUUUUAAGAAGCUGUUGAAUGACAAGGACAUGAAGAAUACAGUCCCCUCCGAAACCACACACCAAGCAUGCCAAGAGCCAUUCAAGGAUGAAGAACACACAAAGCUCCGAGACCUGCUCAAGCAGAGGGACAAUGAAAUCAAUAUCCUGGUCAACAUGUUAAAAAAGGAAAAGAAGAAAACUCAGGAUGCUCUCCUCUUAUCGAACACGGAGAAGAGUGACGCUAGGCUGCCCCAGAACUCACCAUUCAUUCCUGGGAGCCCAGCAGUUCAGAGCACCUCAGUCUCCUCAGCCCCGAGCCAGGCCCAGGACCUCAGCAUCUGCAGGCACAGAUCCAGUUUGCUCCACAGGAAAACAGGGAUGAGAGAGGAAAUGUCACUGGGACGCCAGGAGGCUUUUGAAAUUUUCAAGAGGGACCAUGCAGACAGUGUCACCAUCGAUGACAACAGACAGAUUCUGAAGCAGAGAUUUUCUGAAGCAAAGGCUCUGGGAGAAAGUAUAAAUCAAACGAGAAGUAAAAUUGGUCAGCUCAAGGAUGCCAUCACCCAGCGGCACCUGCAGCAAGUAGCUCUUGGAAUCUCAGAGAAUAUGGUCACACCCUCCAUACCUGACCUCCAGGAAGAGAAACUGCGAUCACAGCUGGAAGAGGAAAAGACCAGGUACAAAACAACAUUCAUGCGCCUGAAAGCCUUGAAGGUGGAGAUUGAGCACCUGCAGCUGCUCAUGGACAAAGCCAAAGUGAAGCUGCAGAAAGAGUUCGAAGUCUGGUGGGCUGAGGAGGCCACCAAUCUGCAGGUAAACUCCCCAGCCACGAAUCCCCAGGAACACCUGAAGCCGGUUCCCCAGCAGGACCAGCCACAGCUUCUCCUCAAGAAAAGUUCUCAAGGUCCGGAAGCUAGAGAUGGAGUUAGCAGUCUGGAUAUCUGUAUCUCCGAAAGGCCGAUGUCAUCCAUCCCUCUCACUGGAGACAGCCAGACAGAUUCUGACAUCCUGGCAUUCAUCAAGGCCAGGCAGAACGUUCUACAGAAGAAAUGUCUGGGAAGCAACUGACUUUCUGAUGGAUUCCAACCCUGCCCUGCAGACAGAGUGACUGAUGCGAAGAUAAAGACCCUGCCCCUCAUUAGUGACCUCGGAUAUGACAUAAAGCCACCCCAGAGCAGCUGGCAAAUUUGAGGCCAGAGGAGGAGAGCUGUCCUUCUUUGAGGAUGGUGUCUGGGAGAGCACCAGAGAGGACUUGUAGGGCUGUUGGAAGGGUGGUAGUGCCAAGAAGCUGGGGGCAAGGCUGGGUUGCUGUUCAAUCUAGCGAUGGUGCAAUACACCAUCAUAAUGUACAGGUGGGGGACAUUCCAGGCGGUGCAACACAGGAGGAUAACAAUCCAUUAUUUAUAACUAUUUGCCAGGAAUGGCAUGGCAGGCCAGGCAGGACUUCGGAGCGCCAGAUGAGACAGUAAAAUGUAGGGGACCUCAAGGGCUAGUGCCCCAGCCCAAGCCCUCCACCAUCACCCCCUGGUCCUGUCUCCAGGGAGCUAUGAAUCCUUACAUUCUGAGCACCUCACAGUAAGUACCAGAGAACAGUGGGAUGCUCCCCAGAGCUUUACAGGCAUCAGUACCUUGAGCCAUUACCCCACCAGGCUGUGUGCGACUCUACAAAAUUAACACCAAACUCCCUGUCCCCACAAGGAGAACACAGCUGCUCGGUGGCUGUGCCUUGGUGACACUCUCAUCAUUCCAGAACCUGGCUCUGUGGCAUGGACUAAGCGGACAUGAAAGAGAGGGAAAAUGGCCAGCAGCAGCCCAUGUUGUGUUCCCAGCCCAGCUAGAGUCAGGAGGGCAAUGGAGGGGCAGAAAUCGGUGCUCAGAGAUGACGACAGCUGAAUCGAAACACCUGCUCCUGCUCCUGCUCCUGCUGUGGCUGUUCUUAAAUACAGCAACUCAUGAUCCUAGGCAGUGGACAAGAAGACACAGCAACAUGGACUUGUUUGGGUCGAUGCAGGCUUUUUGACUUUUUUGGCAUCUUGAAGCUAGGCAGGCCGUCAGCCCUCUUCUUUGUCGCCGCCUGGCUUAUGUCAUUAGGAGCCAGAAGCAGGAGCAGGCCAGCCCUGCCUUCCCACAGCUGAACUUUAAGAUGGAAAGUGCUGUGACCGGAGCCUCCUGUCUGGGUCCCCUCUGUGAGCCUCCUGUCUGGGUCCUCUCUGGGAGCCUCCUCUUGGGUCCUCUCUGUGACCCAGGCACAGAGCCAGUCUCAUUAAACUCCUCCAUUGAUGAGUGAGUGGCAGAGCUGGAACCCAAACUUGCUGCUCAGGCUGGGGUCACCCUACUUCCCUAUGGUUUAGUCCCAUGGGGUGGGGCCACUCCUUCCCACCCUACGUCAUCCAGGUAAAGCCUGGAGUACGAGGUAAGACCAAACAGGGGCUCUUCAUGAGUCUGCAGCACGGAAAUACAGUCCCACAAAUGUACACUCGGGAUCCUGGAGGUAACAUGGACCCUGCCAGAGCCCCUCAUGAUUGGCAUCAGUGAUUCUGGAACACCUUGCUGUGGUCCAUCUUCUAGAGCUUGCUAAGGUCUGUUGAGUUUCGCUCUCCUUCUGAGGUGUUAUCUCCUGGAUUCAAAGGCUUUGUUGAGUGAGAUCUGUGGUACAGCCUCACACGGUAUGAAACAGUCACCCAGCCUGGAGAGGGAAUAAGGAAGAGAUGGAAUGGACCAGCCAGGGAGCCUCAGGUCUACAGGGCAUUGGCAGCCAGCCUUGAGGGAUCCUCCUUAAAAUCCACCUUAAAUCUCAGUGGAUGCUGGGGCUUUGGUGUGGACCCACACUGGACUACAGUAUACCUUCCCCCAAAGAGUCUCUGCAAGUGGGAGGAGGAGAUGAAGGCUUUGAAAGGACCUUCAAAAGUCUGGGCUCAGUGGAGCAGGAACAGCAAGGACUAUCUGAGUUCAAAUGUGGAGGUUAAAUGUUUUCUGGAGAGCCGCCUGGUCAGUGACAUUGGUCCAACCCUACAGAGAAUUUGGCUGUCUGUCACUCUCUCCGCAGGAGGACAGUUGAGUGGGAAAGUGUGUUCAUGUAUCUUGCAAGCAGAGAUUUCAUAUUGCUGAGCAAGUAAAGACAUUUGCCACCAAUCCUGACGGCCUGAGUUUCAUCCUCAGGACCCAUAUGGAAGGAAGAGCAUCAGCUCCCAUAAGUUGUCCUUUCUUGUCUUUAGCUAAGGCUCUAUCGUUCUGUUUUACCAGUAAGAUCCUGGGAUGAAAACCUGC
Messenger RNA from Chionomys nivalis (European snow vole), 4578 nucleotides. It is a transcript of the gene Kif6, whose product is annotated as kinesin family member 6. Gene Ontology annotation, molecular function: microtubule binding; ATP binding; microtubule motor activity. Gene Ontology annotation, biological process: microtubule-based movement. The transcript is spliced from 22 exons. The coding region runs from base 52 to 2379 and encodes 775 amino acids. NCBI's taxonomy places the organism in Eukaryota, Metazoa, Chordata, Mammalia, Rodentia, Cricetidae. The record is from RefSeq and is a predicted model, not a curated record.